UCAGUAUGUUAAUGAUUGUAAUUGCUUUGGUUUUAAAAUUGUCAAUAUGAACACCAAUUAAAAAACAUAGCAGGGCUGGCUUUCGUAAACAGAGAUGGCGAAUGGAACUAGCUCUUAUUGCCUAAGCUGUGCUAAGCGUUGUAUUUAAAGUAAGAAAGGUCCAACCCAGAACAACUAUCCUUAUGAAGGGGACAAGGGUGAACUACUACACAUCUGAGGUCAGCUUUUAUGCCAUUGGUGUGGAUAUAUGUACAUGAAUAUAUACAUAUGUAUUAAGGGGUAUUUACAACAUUUGUAUGAAAUUCGGGCUCAGUAAGUCUAUAAAAGCAGGUAAUUUAUAGCUGCAAGCUUAUCAUUAGGGGGCACGAGUUUCACUUAAUAUGUCGACAACUGAAUGUGCGGAUCGCAUAUCCGGCAUACGAACUGUCCUUACAGUUCAACGUUGGUUAGGCAUCUGGAAGUGGCGAAAUGAAAACGAUUCCUGGAGAUUACUGAAGAGAAUAUAUCCUUUUGUAUUACAUUUUCCAUUGACAUUCACCUACAUUGCGCUUAUGUGGUUGGAAGUCUUCACUGCUAAAGGGAUGGAACAGGCGGGCAAUGUUUUGUAUAUGUCAGUGACAGAAGUGGUUUUAAUCAUAAAGGUCAUCAACAUUUGGUACAGGCGCGUACAGGCAUUACGGUUAAUGGAUGAGCUGGAAAGACAUGGACACUACAAAUUGCUAAGAGGAGAAAUUCAGUUCUGGCGCCACGAGCAAAACCAUUUUAAGCGAAUUUUCUACGGUUAUAUUGGAGGAAGUUUUCUUGUAGCUUGUCAAGGAUACAUCAGCGUGUUCUACCAGGAUGCAUACGAACUUCCGUUCGGUUAUUACGUUCCCUUCGAGUGGCAUAACCCACAGGGUUACUUUUAUGCCUGGAGCUACAACGCGGCGGCCAUGUCACUGUGCUGCCUUUCCAAUUGCCUUCUGGACACGAUAGGGUGCUACUUUAUGUUUCAUAUUGCUUUGCUUUACCGCAUUAUAGGUCAGCGAUUCCUUGCAUUGCACGAGGCGCCCGAAGAGAAGGCUCUCCCAGAAUUGCGACGCAUCUUUCAGCUUCACCAGCGAGUGCGCAUCCUGACAAAGCAGUGCGAGCUGUUGAUUUCACCAUACGUCCUCUCCCAAGUUGUGUUCAGCGCCUUUAUCAUCUGCUUUAGUGGUUACCGGCUAGUGCAAGUGGGCUGGCAACGAAAUCCGGGUGUGUUUCUAACCACUAUGCAGUUUGUCUGCAUGAUGAUCAUUCAGAUAUUUUUGCCCUGUUAUUACGGCAACGAGCUAACCGUGUGUGCUAAGCAGCUUACAAAUAGCGUAUUUAACACGAAUUGGUUGGAGUAUUCUGUAACCACUCGCAAAGUUCUCAACUGCUACAUGGAGCUUCUAAAACGACCCGUAAAGUUGCGUGCGGGAGUAUUUUUUGAAAUCGGACUACCAAUAUUUAUGAAGACCAUCAAUAAUGCGUACAGCUUUUUGGCUUUGCUCAUAAACUUGUCAAAAUAGACCAAGAGUACCAGAACUAACCAAAAGUUUUAUAAUAUUUAUAA
Drosophila virilis is the source of this 1576-nucleotide messenger RNA. Its product is annotated as odorant receptor 94b. Gene Ontology annotation, biological process: detection of chemical stimulus involved in sensory perception of smell; sensory perception of smell. Gene Ontology annotation, molecular function: odorant binding; olfactory receptor activity. Gene Ontology annotation, cellular component: plasma membrane. The record is from RefSeq and is a predicted model, not a curated record. NCBI's taxonomy places the organism in Eukaryota, Metazoa, Arthropoda, Insecta, Diptera, Drosophilidae.